Acomys russatus (golden spiny mouse) is the source of this 658-nucleotide messenger RNA. RefSeq names its product single stranded DNA binding protein 1 (gene Ssbp1). The record is from RefSeq and is a predicted model, not a curated record. Lineage: Eukaryota; Metazoa; Chordata; Mammalia; Rodentia; Muridae. Gene Ontology annotation, cellular component: mitochondrial nucleoid. Gene Ontology annotation, molecular function: single-stranded DNA binding. The transcript has 7 exons. Gene Ontology annotation, biological process: mitochondrial DNA replication; positive regulation of helicase activity. The coding region runs from base 114 to 560 and encodes 148 amino acids.
GCUUUGCGGGCGCUGUGCGCCGGAAGCGAGCCUCUGGUUGGGGACAGUCGGGUGCUGCGCAUCAGGAAAAGCCUAAAGAUUAGAUUGUUAAAAAAAAAAAAAAAAGCGAAGCCAUGUUUCGAAGACCUGUGUUACAGGUAUUUCAUCAGUUUGUAAGGCAUGAAUCUGAAGUAGCCAGCAGUUUGGUUCUUGAAAGAUCUAUGAAUCGUGUUCAGUUGCUUGGGCGAGUAGGUCAGGACCCCGUCAUGAGACAGGUGGAAGGUAAAAAUCCAGUCACAAUAUUUUCUCUCGCAACAAAUGAGAUGUGGCGAUCAGGGGACAAUGAAGCAUACCAAAUGGGUGACAUCAGUCAAAAGACAACAUGGCACAGAAUAUCAGUGUUUCGACCAGGACUCAGAGAUGUGGCUUAUCAGUAUGUGAAAAAGGGGGCUCGUAUAUUUGUGGAAGGGAAAGUGGACUACGGUGAAUACAUGGACAAAAACAAUGUGAGACGACAAGCAACAACCAUCAUAGCUGAUAACAUCAUAUUUCUGAGUGACCAAACAAAAGAAAAGGCAUAGAACGGAUGAUUCUUCUUUGAUCAUUGUUUGGGAUAGUCUCCUUUCCAAAUCAUGUAUAGUCUAUAGUUUAAAGAUGAAGAUUAAACAUUUUUCUAUAA